AACUGGAAACCUUAGAUUAUAAAUUAUCAAGAUUGGAUCCAUUAUCCAUUAUCGAGUGUACACUCCUCAACAGCACGUGGCGACUCAUCGAAGUAAGUUUUACAAGUUUACGUACAAACCUACAAAUUUAUUUGGAUAACUUUUCUCUUUUAUUUCAAGCACAGCGAUAUACCAUUAAUUAAAAUAAAAAUUACAAGAAUAUGUAAGCGCAACCUCGAACGACACGUUGUACGAUUAAAACAUGAGGAUUCCACCCUAGAUUGUAAGUUGAUUUGAGGUCGAUGGUAAAAUAUGAUUUUGGUAUACAUACGAGUUAUCAGCGCCAUUGCGAGCUACAGUUCAUUAUUUACAUGAGCGUGUUACGACUAAGAUGCGAAUAACUAACAAUCGCGAGAAAAGAUGGUUUUUUAAGGAAGUUCGAUCGUGAUUUUGUUAAAAGACUUUAAGCAGUUAUUCGGUAGAGUAUUGUUAAAACGAUGUAAGCUCAAAGAUGCGCAAAGACAAACCCGUAAGAUUGUCACCUGUCCGUUGUCAUUUCUGAUAAUCGCUAUGGGAUGUGCCAACUCAUCUACUAUCAGUUAGAAGUUAUCAGUUCUCAUAUGGCAGUAUGUGUCCUCCGGGAAACUGUUCGUAACUUACGAUGAUAUAAAUUUUCACGAUAACGUUGCGGAAAAGGGAAUUUCGAUACGCGAUGGCGAGCACAGCUGUCGGAGCUAACCCGGAGAAUACCUCCAAAUUUUUGGAAUCGCUGCAGACUGACUUGAAGGUUCUUGCCUCCGAGACGAAGAAAAAGUAUCCACAAAUCAAGGAAUCUUGCGAGGAGGGGAUUGCAAAAAUAAGGACAGCAUCGAACACUUCAGGCGCUCCAGUUUAUUAUAUUGUCAAUCAAAUUUUAUACCCUUUGGUUCAAGGUUGUGAGAGCAAAGAUGUAAAAAUUAUUAAGUUUUGUUUAACUAUGAUGCAAAAAUUAAUUACGCAGCAAGCUGUUGAUCAAAAAGGUGCGCGUUACAUCACGGAUACAUUAUGGAUGUUAAUGGAGUCUGGAACAGAAGAAGUUAAAGUUUUACAAACUGUAACUCUUUUACUAACUAGCAACACUGUUGUUCAUGGAGAAACACUUGCAAGAAAUUUAGUUCUUUGUUUUCGCUUACAUUUUACAAAAGAUUCUACAACGAUUAACACAGCAGGAGCCACGGUGAGACAAUUAGUGUCACUAGUAUUUGAGCGUGUUGUUGCAGAGGAUGAACAAAGUCCUGAUAAUGAAGAUUCAGAUGACAUAAAUUUGGAAGAAUUGAAAAUUCCUACUAAUCAAGCACCUAAAAGUUUAGGACCAUGUGCUGCUGAUGCAUAUUUAAUGUUUCAAGAUUUAGUACAAUUAGUAAAUGCAGAUCAACCUUAUUGGUUAAUUGGAAUUACGGAAAUGACUCGAACAUUUGGAUUGGAAUUGCUAGAAUCUGUUCUAACAAAUUUCUCAUCAGUAUUUUUCAAGCAUCCAGAAUUUAGCUUUCUGUUAAAGGAAAGAGUGUGUGCACUUGUAAUAAAAUUAUUUUCUCCUAAUAUUAAAUAUCGCAACUCAGUACCGGCGUCAUUACAACAAGCUACACCUUUAGAUAAACCUUAUUUUCCUAUUAGCAUGCGGCUUCUUCGUGUUGUUUCUAUUUUAAUACAAAAAUAUCAUUCUCUUCUGGUGACAGAAUGUGAGAUAUUUUUAUCUUUAAUUGUUAAAUUUUUGGAUCCUGAUAAACCAACAUGGCAAAGAGCCUUGGCUUUGGAGGUUUUACAUAAAAUGACAGUACAGUCUGAUCUUCUUACAAAUUUCUGUGAAUGUUAUGACUUAAAACCUCAUGCAACCAAUAUUUUUCAAGAUAUUGUCAAUAGUUUAGGUGCUUAUGUACAUAGCCUUUUUGUUAAUCCUCAAAUGAUGAAUCAAACCAAUAUGACGACUAGUACAACGAUUCCACAAAAUACGGCUUCUCCAUUAUUUACGGGAAUGCCUAUAGGACCUGGUGUUUCACCUCAACCUGGUUUUUAUUCACGCGGCAUUUGGUUGCCGGUAGUUGCGACAUUCACAAGUGGUCAAGCCAAUCUGGACAUGCUUGAUAAGGUUGAGCCACCACAGAUUCCUAUCGGCUAUGGAAUAAGCAUAGCAUAUGCAUGUUUAUUAGACAUUAUACGGUCCAUAGCUCUCGCAAUCAGUGGUUCUAGUGAAGUUGUAACUGGAAAUCAAUCCUACAAGCCUAGCGAAUUCGAACGAAAACUUCAUACGCAACUCAUUAAUUCUAGUUGGUGUGGUUUGCUAGCAGCAUUAAGUCCUCUUAUAGAUGCAAGUACUGACGAAUCUGCGACGGAAAACGUAUUAAAAGCAAUCCAAACUUUUGCAUCACUGUGUGGACAAUUAGAAUUGCAGACUCCUCGCGAUGCAUUCAUUACUGCGAUAUGUAAAGCGUCAUUGCCUCCUCAUUAUGCAUUGACUGUGUUAUACAAUGCUCCUCAGGGUAUACCGACUGCAAGACAACAAGAAUCUACUCAGUACAAUGUGACUAUUGGUGAACCAGAUUAUAGACAACAAGUUGUAGCUGUUGGUACUCCCCUACCCACUGCAUCUCUGCCAGUUGGUGCACAUCAAGGUCCAGUUAUGUUGACGGCAAAAAAUUUACAAUGUAUGCGUGCAUUAUUAUCACUUGCACAUUGCCAUGGAAGCAUACUUGGUGGUGCAUGGCAUUUGGUACUUACGACAUUGCAACAUCUUGUUUGGAUACUUGGUUUGAAGCCUUCUACUGGAGGAUCUUUGAAAGCAGGAAGAACCGCCGCUGAUCCAAAUGCAGUACUUACAAAUGCAGUUAUGGCAGAUUUGCCUGUACUUAGUGCUAUGCUCAGCAGACUAUUUGAAAGUAGUCAACAUCUGGACGAUGUAGCUUUACAUCAUUUAAUAGAUGCACUUUGCAAAUUAAGCCACGAGGCUAUGGAAUUAGCUUAUUCUAAUAGAGAGCCCUCCCUAUUUGCUGUGGCUAAACUUUUGGAAACUGGUUUGGUGAACUUACCACGUGUUGAGGUUUUAUGGAGGCCAUUAACGAAUCAUUUGUUAGAAGUAUGCCAACAUCCACAUAUUCGUAUGAGAGAAUGGGGAGUUGAAGCUAUUACGUAUCUUGUAAAAAUGGCACUUCAGCACAAAUAUCCACAACCUUUGCGUGAUAAUCAAAAAUUGCAGACUUUACUUUUAGGACCAUUAUCAGAAUUGUCAUCGGUUCGUCAUGGAGAUGUAAGACAACGACAAUUAGAAUGUGUUUUACAAGUUUUACAUGGAGCAGGAGAAACACUAUAUCAUGGCUGGCCUUUGGUACUUGGUAUCAUUGGAGCAGUAUCUGAUCAUCACGGAGAAGCUUUAGUUCGAAUAGCUUUUCAGUGUUUACAAUUGGUAGUAACCGAUUUUCUACCAGUGAUGCCUUGGCGUUGUCUUCCACUUUGUGUUGACACUGCUGCAAAAUUUGGUUCUCAAACGCAAGAAUUGAAUAUUUCAUUAACUGCUGUCGGAUUAAUGUGGAACAUAAGCGAUUACUUUUAUCAAAAUCAAGAGAAACUAUGCAUAUCUCUGAAAGGAGAUUCGUCAUCUGUAUUUCCUGAUUUUCCUGGUACAACAAAUAUGCCACCAUUUGACAAACUUUGGAUGUGCCUAUACGCAAGAUUAGGCGACUUAUGCGUGGAUCCUCGACCCGCUGUACGCAAAUCAGCUAGUCAAACUCUGUUUUCUACAAUAUCUGCACAUGGUAGUUUGCUACACCAGCCAACAUGGCAAGCUGUACUUUGGCAGGUUCUCUUUCCAUUGUUAGAUAGAGUAAGAAGUUUAUCUAAUUCUGCCAGUAGUGAAAAAGUAGAUACUAGUGGAAACAUACUUAUCCAUCACAGUAGAAAUACAGCACAAAAACAGUGGGCAGAAACGCAGGUAUUGACGUUAAGCGGUGUUGGAAGAGUAUUUAACACCAAGAGACAAUUAUUGCAAAUGUUGGGCGAUUUUCCUAGAGCCUGGUCUCUUUUAUUAGAAUUUAUAGAAAAUUCUGCGCUUAGCAAAAAUAAUGAGGUAUCAUUGGCAGCUUUAAAAUCAUUUCAAGAGAUUUUAUAUCUCCAAAAAGGAAGUGACAAUAACGAAGUGAUUCAGUCAAAUGAUUCUGAAGCAUUGUGGAUCGUUGCAUGGCGUGUUUGGCUUAAUAUUGGAAUGGAAAGUACAACACCACCUCAAGAAGGAGAAGCAGAACCUUAUGUACCAUCACAAGCAUUUUUAACAGCAUUAGUUCAUAUAUUCCCAGCUGUUUUUCAACACAUCAGAAACAAAUUCACUGGUCCCGAUUUGCAAAAGCUCUGCAUCGUAUUAAAAAAUGCAGUUGCAGUUCCAGUACAUGGCGAAUCAACGCCAUAUAUUUUACCCACAAUGCCAGAUGUAGUCCUUACUCAUUUACAAGAUGGUGUACUGCAUUCAAUGGAACUUCUACAAAAAGAAGCGCUAAAUGGACCCGAUAAUUUGCGAACAAUGAUUGUUUUAAUAUUCCUUCAGCUUUUGAGUUUUUCAAAGCUAGCUUGUGAAGCUCCUACUUAUGGUAAAAUUCCAACCAAACACAUCUCUCAAAUCAGAGGUGUAUCUGCUGAUUGGGUAACUAUGAAUUAUGUUCCUUUUGGAGAAAAAGCCUUAUCGAUGGUUGUAACAUUAUAUCAAAAGACAGCACAUGAAAUGGCAGUUAUAGAUGGACAAGUUCUAAAACAUAUUAUCGAAGCGUUGCACGUGCCUUUGUCAAUGAAAUAUGCUUGCCCGUCACCAACAACUUGGAAAUUAGCUGUUACUAGUUUGCUUGCUGUUUUACAUACUGGCUUACCUUUAGCGAGGAAGUAUCCAGAACAAUUUCAAAAUAUGUGGCCGGAACUAGCGAGUACCUUAGAUGAUUUUCUAUUUCCGAAAAGCAUAGUAAAUGUAGAACGAGGUGUCGAGGAAAUUCAAGCGGACGAAGCUGUAGAUUGUCAAGUCAUGGAACUUUUACGAGAUGAAGUUUUGCCACAUUCUCAACACAUACCUCAUCAAUUUAUUUUACGAGUAGUUAUGUUAUUAAACAAAGGCUCUAUACACUCAGCGACUACGACAAAUAUUGAAAAUAGUGGUGAAACUAAGUUAAGAGAAGAAUUUGCAAAAACAUGCUUUGAAACGUUACUUCAGUUUUCUUUAUUGGAUGGACUAAACAAUGAGUCGGAUCACGAUACAACUAAAAGUCCUGAAAAUGACGAGGGAGGUGUUGCUGGGCGGUUAGCAGUCACUGCACUCCUUCAUAGGUUUCAAGAAGUUUUGCGACGAUACAUUGAAAAUGAAAGGCGAAGUGGAAAAUGUCCAUUACCUAGUCGAAAGAUCAGUUUGGGAACAAUUGAUUGGACUGUAUCCUUGUCUAGUUGAAUGCACAAUAGCUACGGCUUCAGGCCAGGUAUCAAGAUCUUUACGAGAAGCUUUACUCCAAUAUCAUGAUUUAUUGAGACCACCACUUCAUAGUACCACAACAUCUAAUGGUGCUGUUUAGAUAUUUCUCUGAAAUGUGGUUACGAAGUGAACAUGUCAGUAGAAGACUACGUGGUCGUUUAAAUGUAAGUUGCGUAUCUGGAACCAAAAUAUCCCACCAUCGGGUACAGGCCAGCAACUUACGGAAACUUCCAUCUGUACAUAAUAAUAACUAUCGCAUUAAUACAUCAAACAAAUGUGGUAGGUUGACUCGAUGGAGACAUAGGUGUCAUUUAUUAAAAGAGGCUUGUAAAGAAAAUGUUUUACGUUUUGCGAAAUCUGCGCCUAAUAAACGAGAGAGAGGACCUCGUAGGAGAAAAUGCAUAAAACGAUCAAUGGUUACUUCAACUCCGUUACACCGAUCUUCUGCAAAAGAUGUAGUCAUUCCAGCAAAGUGUACAACAGUAUCAAAAGUUUCUGAAGACUCUAAGGAAAACUGGAAUACGACUAGUUUAUCUUUAUAUUCAUCUAUAUUAAAUAUAGACUCAUGUUGCUCCUCCAUAACCAGUGUAAAUGACAUCAAAUCUUCAGUUUCAAGCGUAUCAUCUCUGUCAAAUCUAAUGCCUCCUGCAUCCGUAGGAUCAAAUUCAGACCUUUCAUAUGUAUUGGAUGAUGGAAGCAAAAGUAUUGAUACUAGUUCACUAUAUUAUUCUGCACAUUGUACACAAACAGAUGGACUUGCAGAAUAUUAUAGCUUAAUGCAUUCUACAUCCAUAUAUGGAACUCGUUCUCACUCAUCAGAAAAGUAUUUUCCAAAUGGAAAAUACGCACUUGGCAACAAUAAUGUAAACAAUAGUAAUUUAUCAAAAAAUCAAUAUUCUAUUAAUAGCCAUUUAUCAAAAUAUGAAUCAAACUUCACUACUACAAAGUAUGGUACAGCAGCCAUGUACAGUCUAAGCCAUCAUCAUUCAUCAGACACAAAUGGAAAUGUUACUGAAAAAUACGAUUCCGAUGAUAUUGAGAACGAUUACCAUGACGUUGAAUAUAUGGAAGUUGGAAGUGAAGAAAUAGUAGAAAGUUGUGAUAUGGAAAAUAUGGUUACUCAUGUUCAAGAAGAUUGGGAACCAUUUGAUCCUUAUGUCUUCAUCAAACAUUUACCACCUUUGACUCCAGCAAUGAGAGCCAGAUGUCCUGCUCUUCCUCUUAAAACACGUAGCAGUCCAGAAUUUAGUCUCGUGUUAGAUUUGGAUGAAACAUUAGUACACUGUAGUUUGCAAGAACUUUCGGAUGCAGCAUUCCGUUUCCCAGUUGUCUUUCAAGAUGUAACGUACACGGUGUUUGUCAGAACACGACCUUAUUUUCGCGAAUUUUUAGAACAUGUCUCAUCAUUGUACGAAGUGAUCCUUUUUACUGCGAGUAAACGAGUUUAUGCGAACAAAUUAAUGAAUCUAUUAGAUCCAACACGAAAAUUGAUUAAGUAUCGUCUGUUCAGAGAACACUGUGUUUGCGUAAAUGGAAAUUAUAUCAAGGAUCUAUCUAUACUUGGUAGAGAUUUAUCUAAAACUGUUAUUAUUGAUAAUAGUCCACAAGCAUUUGGAUACCAGGGUGGAGAUGUUAGACCGCGUAUUAGAGAACAAUUCCGACUCUUCAGUUUUUUACCACCAGAUUAAUUUAGUUCACAAAGUAAAACAAAAUCAACAUUUCAAAAAUUGCUAGCCUAUAUAGGUACGUACGUGUAUAAUGUAUCUUACAGAUAUAUUCGACGGAUAAAUGUAAGAUAUCAUUCAAUGCGUGCAAUAGUAUACGCCAAAAGAAAAUUCUAUAAUUUGCAAUAAUGAUCGAUAAAAAAUUGUUAAAUUAUUAAAAAUACAUUUCGAUAAAAGCUGAAAUAAUUAUCGUACUAUGAUUUUUAUAGAAUUUCGAUAUACUUAUUUAUAAUGAAUUUAAAUUAAUUGUUACGAAUAUUAAUAUAAAAAAUAUAUUUGAAAAAUUAGUUAAGAAAUAUCACAACAUGGUAGUUACUAGAAUCUAUAUUUAUCGAAUUUUUGGGCAGGUACCAAUCAAUAAAUAAUAAAGCUCUCUCUUAUAAAUCACAUAGAGAUCAAUCAAGAUAUAACUGCUAGAGCUCGUGUAUUGCGAGAAAAUUCCAUAAAUAAGAUUUUAGUCUAAAUUAUUUAAAAACAAAUUAUUAAAUUGCUCUAGCAGAUACAUUAUAGCAAAUUAUAGAUAUCUCUCAAUUUAAAUAUAUUUUAUGUUUUUAAUUAUACAAAAAAUGAAUAAAAAGGAAUUAAAAUAUAUAUAAAUAUAGAUACAUUAUAUUAAGUUGAGAGAUGUCAAAAGAAUCAAAUUGUAUAUGUAAAUAUCUAAAUUUUUUUAUUUAAAAAAUUACAAUCAAUCAUAUUUAAUUUUUUGUUUUUUCUUGAAAAUCAUAUAGUUUCAUUACGAAAUCAAUCACAUUAUUCAUUAUAUACAAAGUAUUUAAUAUAUAACAAUUAUAAAAUAAGGUAAGCAAAUACCUAAUAUCAUCUCUGAGAUGAAAUUAUUGCAAUAGCUAAUUCAAUUAUUUGUUGCAAAAAAUAGUAAGUUGAUUGAAUAGAAACGAAAUAUAUUAAUAGAAUAAACAUAAAUGACAUAAAAUACAAACUUCCACUUUUAAACAACUUCCGUUUUCACUAGUUUAUACUUCUGUGCAUAACUCAUAUGUAGCAAAAAUCGUACAUAUUAAAAUUAAAAAAAGAAAAAAUAAAAACAUUAAGCUUAUGCUUUCAGUACAAAAAUAAUUUUUACAUUAAUUACAAUCAUAAUUAACUUCUUUAGACUUAUUAUUUUUUGGUAAAUAUUUUCGCACAAGUAAUUCAGUUUUCAAUUAUAUAAAAAGAUAGUCUAUAAAUAUUAAGAUAAAUUUAAGACAAAUAAUUAUUAUAUAUAAUUGUAUUUAUAUUUGCAAAUAAUUAUUGUUAAAUUGUUAAUAUUUUUUACUAUAUGAUUAUAUAUAUAUAUAUAUUUA
Heterotrigona itama is the source of this 8474-nucleotide messenger RNA. Lineage: Eukaryota; Metazoa; Arthropoda; Insecta; Hymenoptera; Apidae. The record is from the annotation of a GenBank genome assembly.